Molecule: messenger RNA, 1443 nt
Organism: Neltuma alba
Lineage: Eukaryota; Viridiplantae; Streptophyta; Magnoliopsida; Fabales; Fabaceae
Product: ankyrin repeat-containing protein At5g02620-like
Exons: 6
Coding region: 296-1357 (353 amino acids)
Molecular function (GO): protein binding
Source: RefSeq, a predicted model, not a curated record
CAAUUAGUUAAAAGUAAGACGGAUCAGGAUGCAUACUGGGUGGUUUAAUAAUAAAAGGAAGAGACAUUUAAUAUUGUUCUUCGCAAAGUUGUUGUUAUUAUAGGAAAAUAAGCAGUAAAGCCAAAUGACUGUGGCCGUACUCUAAUAAUUUAACACAUAUUGGUAGGACUUUACAGAGUUGAUGGGGUGCUUUGUGAUUGAUUCUUAUAUUUGCUUCCUUCCACCUUCUCUGACGAACCAGACGGCCUUCAGAUCCAUCACCACUGCCCUACUUUCCGAAUCAGGUGGGAAUUAGAUGGCGAACUCGUUCGAGGUUGAAUCACUAGAGAGACAGAGGAGUUUUUGCUUGUGCUUGCCCACACACAGGAUCCACACAGAAAUGGCCGUAGCAGAUGAGAGUUCUGUGACUAUACAAGCGCAAGAACUUCAGAGGGUUGCUUCAGCUCAGUUUAGAAGGCCUAACCUUAAUCUUAUAGAUCACACACAGGAACGAAGAGAUAAAUACCUAAGGUUUUGUGUUCCCCUUCACAAAGCAGCACUGAAAGGUGAUUGGAAAGUAGCAAAGAAUAUCUUAGAUCAAGACCGGAGUCUAGCUUGUGCUGCCAUAACCAGGGGGUGGUCGACGGUACUCCAUGUGGCUGCCGGAGCGAAUCAUGUUCACUUUGUGGAUGAGCUAGUGAAGGAAAUGAACCCAGAAGACUUGGAAUUGCAAGAUGCGACUGGGAACACUGCGUUCAGCAUCGCUGCAGCAACUGGGAAUCUGGAGAUUGUUGAGAUCAUGAAGAGAAAAAACAAAGACUUGCCACUGAUAAGGGGAGGUCAAGGAACCACUGCUCUUCAUAUGGCGGCUUUACAAGGACAAAGGGACAUGGCUUGGCAUCUUUAUGCAGAAACUAUUCGGGCUUUUCAUGAUCAUACUGAUUGGAUAGUACUGCUCUUCUGCUGUGUCAACAAUGAAAUCUACGAUUUAGCCUCGAAGUGUCUAGAGAUGAAUGAAGAUCUAGCUUUUGAGCGAGAUGAUUCAACCAAUGAGACAAUAUUGCAUAUAUUGGCUCGAAAGCCUUUAAGUUCUAUUUGCCAAAGUCAGCGAUAUAGAAAGCGGCUCAUGAAGUCCUGUUUUAGGCAAACUCAACAACUUCAACUAGUAAAAUACUUGUGGAGUAUAUUCCUUAAACAAGAUGAUGCAGUGAUUAUGGGCAACAUAAGAGAACCUUCGCCAGUAAUAUUUAAUGCCGUAGAAGUUGGAAAUUUUGAGUUUCUAGCUGAGCUUAUAAGUACCUAUCCUGAUUUAAUAUGGGAAGUUGAUGAAAAAAAUCGAAGCAUAAUUCAUAUUGCAGUUUUGCACCGUUUAUGCUGAUAUCUUCAAUCUCAUACAUGAUAUUGGCCCAAUCAAAGAUUUCAUAGUAUGUUUUGAGGAUACUGAAGAUAAAGGCAACUUAUUGC